Molecule: messenger RNA, 1029 nt
Organism: Punctularia strigosozonata HHB-11173 SS5
Lineage: Eukaryota; Fungi; Basidiomycota; Agaricomycetes; Corticiales; Punctulariaceae
Exons: 6
Coding region: 1-1029 (342 amino acids)
Source: RefSeq, a predicted model, not a curated record
AUGCUGCAAACCGUAGCAUCGACGUUGGGAGGACAGAAGGGCUCCGCAAGUAAUCCAGAGGAAGCUGCUGCCCGACGCCGGAUGACGCACGAGUUCGAAAGGCUGGUUCAGGUGUCUCGUGCUUACCCUGGGUGCGGGGAAUUCCUCAAACCACUAUCGUUAAAGAUACUGCAGAUGGCCGCAGCUCAUGAUCCUAUCGUCAUCCUCAUUGCGGUCGAAGGCAAUGCUGCUUUGAAGGAAGAUAGCGCAUCCGUAGGGUCUGAGGCUAGAAUCUGGGAGAGUUCGAUUGUGGACGCCCUUGGCUUGAAGAAAUUGCAAGGCCGCGCCCGACCCCGGAUAUGGUGGAUACCGACGGGGAGGUUCUUCCAUCUCCCGGUACACGCAGCGGGUGUGUAUUCCGGACUGUCGUCUCCGUCAUUACCAGACUUCGUGGUUUCCUCCUACUCGCCCAACAUCGAGAAGCUAGUCGAUGCUCGGGAGCGGUCUGCACCGUGGUUGCACAAGACGGCCCCAAAGAUGUUGCUCGUCACACAACCUGACAUACCGGGUUACCCACCGUUGCCGACUACCGUUGCUGAAGCAGAGCAGAUCGCACAGAUCGUGCCUUUGUCUGCAUUCACGCUCGAUGCUUGUCCUCAGGCCUCCAUUCUUCACCUCGCUUGUCAUGGCCAGCAGAACCUUGGCGACGCUCUUGAAAGCGGGUUCAUCCUUCCCGAUGGCAAGUCGACUAUAUCGUCGCUUAGUGACGUUGAACAACCGGAUGAGGUCAUCAGUCUGUCAGCAGCCAUGAUCUUCUCUGGUUUCAAGUCUGUGAUCGGCACGAUGUGGGCAAUGAACGAUGCCGACGGACCAGUAGUUGCCAGACACGUGUAUGAGGCGUUGCUCACAGGAAAGGAGACGCUCGAUUCCGAUUCCAUACCCUAUGCCCUUGACGCUGCAACCGCAGCCGAGACGAUCUGGCAAUUGUUCCGGAGGAUGGGCUACUUACAUCCACGUGGGCAUAUAACAGAAUGGCAGUCCUUGCAGUAA